AUGUUAAUUGGCUUGUAUUACCACCGAACGAGGGUGUUAGCAAAAGUGAAUUGUCUACUUGUCAGCAUACGUUUAAAGAUGAAUAUGCAAGAAGUGUGGAGAAUCCCGUUUUUGCCGUACGUAAUUAAAAGAUAUUUGAAGUCGAAGAACCGUUUUCCUUUUGUGAAUUCAUUUUUCUUCGUUGGAAGAGGUUUCCACCUGUUUUAUGCAUUUCCCUGUUUUUUGUCGAGUCGACAGUCAAAAAUUACAAGUGAAGCUGCAAUUCAUGUUGCAAUCCUUAUCUGGCAUGUAUUGAACGUGGAUAAUGAAAUGAAUGUCUCGUUCAUGUCUAACAUUCCUAUUUAUAUGCCAGUAGCACAAACGUAUGGAGCAUUGUCGAAAAGGGUCUACUCAGUGGCAUUUGACGACUUUCAGUUACUUUCACUCAGUCAGUCGCAGGUGUGGAGCAAACGUGACAAUUGA
Molecule: messenger RNA, 462 nt
Organism: Echinococcus granulosus
Lineage: Eukaryota; Metazoa; Platyhelminthes; Cestoda; Cyclophyllidea; Taeniidae
Exons: 6
Coding region: 1-462 (153 amino acids)
Source: RefSeq, a predicted model, not a curated record